AUGCGCCUUUUGCGAAUGAAUAGUGAUGGAACCUUUAGCUUGAUACAAUUUCGCGAGCACGACGUCCCCAGCUACGCAAUUUUGUCCCACACUUGGCGGGGCGAGCAUGAGCCGACAUUCCAAGACGUCAUUGGUUCAACAACAGCGAAGACGAACGAAAACGAUCCGAACUUCGACAAACUAUAUUUCUGUGGAAAACAGGCGAAGAAAGACAGAUUGCAAUAUUUCUGGGUUGAUACCUGCUGCAUCGACAAGACUAGCAGCGCUGAACUAAGCGAAGCAAUCAAUUCCAUGUUUAGCUGGUAUCAGCGCUCUAGUAAAUGCUACGUGCUUCUAACUGACGUUUCAUUACAUUUUGCAAAUAACGAUUUAGACCAGAUACACUCCAAACUACGGCAGAGUCGGUGGUUUACUCGAGGGUGGACAUUGCAAGAGCUUCUAGCAUCUCCUUCAGUUGAAUUCUUCUCGCGAGAAGAGGAACCAUUUGGCUCCAAGAAAUCUUUAGAAAAGCAGAUUUCCGAGAUUACAGGAAUCCCCAUCGCUGCUCUCCAAGGCAAUCCUCUUUCUUACUUUAGUACGGAGGAGAAACUUACUUGGAUGGAAAAGAGACAAACUACACGCGAAGAGGACAGCGUUUAUUCAUUGCUCGGUAUUUUCGAUCUUCACAUGCCGGCAAUGUAUGGGGAAGGAAGACAACACGCACUUCAGCGCCUCCAGUCAGAGAUUGAGAGGCAGUUGGGAAAGUACCCUACCUACAACAAGAAAUCUGAAACCCAACACCCAGUCAAUAAAUGGAUUGUGCCCUUUGAAAGGAACUUUCGUUUCACUGAUCGCGAAUCAGAGCUUGCCGAACUUGAGAGUAAGCUCUUCGCUAACAAUCAAUAUACGCGAAUUGCGGUUUGUGGACUUGGAGGGGUGGGGAAGACUCAGCUUGUGCUGGAGCUCCUUCACCGAGUAAGGCAGAAGGACAAGAGCUGCUCUGCCAUUUGGAUACAGGCUACCAGCAUGGAGAGUCUGGAUCAAGGGUACCAUACUGUUGCUCGGCAGUUGGGAAUCUCCGACUCUGGCGCAAAAGAUGUGGACAUUAAGAAACUGGUCCAAGACUAUCUGAAUGGGGACAGCGCAGGCCAGUGGAUACUGGUCUAUGACAACGCCGACGAUAUCCAAAUGUGGAUCGAUAAAACGGGAUCUAAAACUCAGCAGUCGAGUUGUUUGAUUGACUACAUUCCAAGGAGUAAAGCUGGACGAGUCAUUUUCACGACACGAGACAGAAAGGUUGGUGUCAAACUCGCACAACAGAGUGUGAUGGAAGUUCCCAAGAUGACAGAAAUUACCGCAAUACAUAUGCUGCAAAAUUGUUUAAUCGACAAAGCACUUGUCGACACGAGACCUGGCGAGGCAAGAGCAAUGCUUGCUUGGCUUACCCAUCUCCCGCUUGCGAUCGCCCAAGCAACGGCAUAUAUCAACGAGAAUGGGAUCACAUUGGCGGACUACUUGGCGCUAGUAGAAUGUCAAGAACAAGAAAUUAUCGGCUUACUCACCGAGGAAUUCGAGGACGAUGCGAGAUAUUCUGACUCGAAGAACCCAGUGGCCACGACCUGGCUGAUAUCUUUCCAACAAAUCCAACAACGUGACCCCCUCGCAGCAGAGUACAUGUCUUUUAUGGCUUGUGUUGAUCACAAGAACGUUCCACAGUUUCUCCUCCCGCCAGGGCCCUCGCGGAAGCAGGAGAUGGAUGCUAUUGGGACGUUGGGUGCCUAUUCGUUCAUCACCAGGCGGGCCGAAGAUUCGGCACUUGAUUUGCAUAGGCUCGUGCAGCUCACGAUCCGAAACUGGCUUCGAAAUAAAGGAGCACUUGCUGAGUGGACCCGUAAAGCCGCUGCGCGAUUGGAAGAGGCUUUUCCAGACCAUGAACACAGGAACAGGGCGACCUGGAGGGCAUAUCUCCCCCAUGCACGACACAUCUUGGAGUCCCCGCUGAUCGCAAAGGAUGAUCAGAGCAGGAUGGACCUAGAGUGGAAGAUUGCAUUGUGCUAUUAUAGCGACGGUCGCUUCAACGAGGCAGCGGCCUACUUUCGAGAAGUAAUGGAGUUUCGAACAUCUGUGCUUGGUGCGGAGCAUCCGGAUACGCUGAGAAGUGUUGGAAAGUUGGCUCUGGCUUACCAUGCACAGAGUUUGUUUCCAGAAGCCAAGGCACUUGGACUGAGGGCGAUGGAAGGUCAAAAAAGAAUACUCGGCGAGGAAGACCCAGAGACGCUGUCUACGAUGAGUCACUUAGCCAUGACAUAUAGCGAUCUGUCUCAGUGGAAAGAAGCAGAAGAGCUGGAGCUACGAACUCUGGAACUUCGGAAGCGAGUUCUUUCAGUUGAACAUCCUGACACUCUCGUCGGUAUGAGUAACUUGGUAUAUUUGUACAAUUGCCAAGGUUGGUGGGACGAGGCCGAGAGGCUUGGAAAAGAGACAAUCACGGCGCGCAAGAAAGUGCUCGGCGUUGAGCAUCCCGACACUCUACUAAGUAUAGGGAACCUAGCACACACGUACAACAAUCAGGGCCGGUAUCGAGAAGCUGAAGAGUUACUGGUCCAGGUGAUGAAUAUCCGCAUCAGAGUGCUGGGGGAAGACCAUCCACAUACAUUGAGCGGCAUGAGCAAUCUUGGGGUUAGUUACCACAACCAGGGUCGGUGGGACGAGGCGGAAGUGAUGCAGUCACGGGUUGUAGCGGCCCGGAAAGACCUGUUAGGACCAGAGCAUUUCUCCACUCUGACAAGCAUGGCUCAUCUAUCGUUGACGUACCAUAGCCAAGGUAGACAGACCGAGGCAGAAGAGCUAGGUGUGCAAGUGAUGGAACUGCGCAAGAAGGUCCUCGGCCCAGAACAUCAUCAUACUCUGACGAGUAUGAGCAAUCUUGCAUCUAUUUACUUUAGUGACGGGCAGUCAGCAAAGGCUGAGGAACUGUUGUUACAGGCAUUGGCGAUCCGGAUCAGAGUAAUGGGUAUGGAGCACCAUCACACGCUUACGUGUAUGGAACAACUGGCAGCCAUGUAUAGAAAGCAAGGGCGAUUGGUGGAGUCCGAGGAUUUGGAGACGCAAGUUACGGACGCUCGAAAUAAGGCGAUGUCGUAA
This is a messenger RNA of Pochonia chlamydosporia 170, 3123 nucleotides long. RefSeq names its product kinesin. NCBI's taxonomy places the organism in Eukaryota, Fungi, Ascomycota, Sordariomycetes, Hypocreales, Clavicipitaceae. Gene Ontology annotation, molecular function: protein binding; ADP binding. Gene Ontology annotation, cellular component: kinesin complex. Bases 1 to 3123 code for a protein of 1040 amino acids. The transcript has a single exon. The record is from RefSeq and is a predicted model, not a curated record.